GGGCCGGCGGGGCAGGGGCGGGGAGGCCGGCGAGCGGCCGCGCUCGGGUCCGCCUCCGACUGCGGCGCGGCGGGGCGAUGUGAGUGCCAUGGCGAGGAGUCUCUGCGCGGGGGCCUGGCUGAGGAAACCCCAUUAUCUCCAGGCUCGUUUGUCCUACAUGCGGGUGAAGUAUCUUUUCUUUUCCUGGCUGGUGGUUUUUGUUGGAAGCUGGAUCAUAUAUGUGCAGUAUUCAACCUAUACAGAGCUAUGCAGAGGGAAGGACUGUAAGAAAAUCAUAUGUGACAAAUACAAGACCGGAGUUAUUGACGGACCUGCAUGCAACAGCCUCUGUGUCACAGAAACACUGUACUUUGGAAAAUGUCUGUCCACCAAGCCCAACAACCAGAUGUAUUUAGGAGUUUGGGAUAAUCUACCAGGUGUUGUGAAGUGUCAAAUGGAACAAGCUCUUCAUCUUGAUUUUGGUACUGAACUGGAGCCAAGAAAAGAAAUAGUGCUAUUUGAUAAACCAACCAGGGGAACUACUGUACAGAAAUUCAAAGAAAUGGUUUACAGUCUCUUUAAGGCAAAGUUAGGUGACCAGGGAAACCUGUCUGAACUGGUUAACCUCAUCUUGACAGUGGCUGAUGGAGACAGAGAUGGCCAGGUCUCCCUAGGAGAAGCCAAGUCAGCAUGGGCACUGCUUCAGUUGAACGAGUUUCUCCUGAUGGUGAUACUUCAGGAUAAAGAACACACCCCCAAACUAAUGGGAUUCUGUGGUGACCUCUACAUGAUGGAAAGUGUCGAAUAUACCUCUCUGUAUGGAAUUAGUCUCCCAUGGGUUAUGGAACUCUUUAUUCCAUCUGGAUUCAGAAGGAGCAUGGAUCAGUUGUUCACACCAUCUUGGCCCAGAAAGGCCAAGAUAGCCAUAGGACUUCUAGAAUUUGUAGAGGAUGUUUUCCACGGCCCCUAUGGAAACUUUCUCAUGUGUGACACCAGUGCCAAGAACCUAGGAUAUAAUGAGAAGUAUGACUUAAAAAUGGUGGAUAUGAGAAAAAUUGUGCCAGAGACAAACCUAAAGGAACUCAUUAAAGACCGCCACUGUGAGUCUGACCUGGACUGUGUCUAUGGUACAGACUGUAGAACUAGCUGUGACCUGAGUACAAUGAAGUGCACUUCAGAAGUAAUACAACCAAACUUGGCAAAAGCCUGUCAGUUACUCAAAGACUACCUACUGCAUGGUGCUCCAAGUGAAAUCCAGGAAGAAUUAGAAAAGCAGCUUUACUCUUGUAUUGCUCUCAAAGUCACAGCAAAUCAAAUGGAAAUGGAACAUUCUUUGAUAUUAAAUAACCUAAAAACAUUAUUGUGGAAGAAAAUUUCCUACACAAAUGACUCUUAGUUCAUUUGGACUAUUCACUGAGAAUCUACUUAUGACUUUGAGCAUUUAGAAGAAUGGCUUCUGUCCCCUGGGCCUAUGGAGUCAUUGUCUCAAAUGCAUGUUAUGACAACAAUGGCAGGUGCAGGGCCAAGAGAUGUCCAAACUCAUUCAUUCCUGCCCUUUUAUAAGUUCACAAGUAUAUUCACUGUUAACUAUUUUGACUUAAAAAAAAAAAAAAGCUAAUGCUGUGAAAAACCUCAUUCCAUAAAUAAUGAGUGUUCUGUAGCUGUUAGCCAAUCCCAUUGCUGGACAUUGUUUGCAUUGAAGCUGCUGUUUAAACAAAGAAAUUUAUAGAUGAACUUACUAAUGUUUUAGCAUGGUAAAAGUUUGCACAUUAACACAAAUUAAGAAUGCCACACAGGUAAAUCCAAAUGACUCAUUUAUUAAAAAGUUCAGUUAAUAUAG
Grammomys surdaster is the source of this 1819-nucleotide messenger RNA. RefSeq names its product divergent protein kinase domain 1A (gene Dipk1a). The transcript has 5 exons. The record is from RefSeq and is a predicted model, not a curated record. Lineage: Eukaryota; Metazoa; Chordata; Mammalia; Rodentia; Muridae. The coding region runs from base 89 to 1375 and encodes 428 amino acids.